AUGGCGUCCCCCUCAUUCCAGACCCUCCGUGCACAAUAUAGUUCCACGCUACGACGUUUCAUCACGUCAUCGCGGAAUUUCGAGGUCCUCACCUCAAUCCCUUCCGACCAUUCCCAGCGCACACCACCCGAGGUCUUGUAUGUGCUGGACUCGUCCUUCAACCCUCCCACCCUUGCCCACCGCCGCAUCGCAAGCUCCGCCGUCCUCGAGAACCCUGGCAAGCCCUCCCGCGUGCUCCUGCUCCUGGCAACGCAGAAUGCAGACAAACCCUCCAAGCCGGCCCUGUUUGAGGACCGCCUCGCCAUGAUGGAGUUGUUCGCGCAGGACCUUCUGGAUCAUCUCAAAACUUCCCUGUCAUCCACGACCGCCCCGCACCUCCCGGAAAUCGACAUUGGCGUCACGAAGAAACCGUAUUUUGUGGAUAAAGCGGCGGAGAUCGGGUCGUCGGGUGUCUACCCACCGUCGCUGGAGCAGGUUCAUCUCACUGGGUACGACACGUUGAUUCGCAUUUUCAAUCCCAAAUACUAUCCGCCAGAACAUACCCUCCAACCCCUGGGGCCAUUCCUCACGCAACAUCGGCUUCGGGUCACCAUGCGCCCGGACAGUGAGUGGGGUUCGCAAGAUGAACAGAAGGCAUUUCUCCUGAACAUGGCGCAGGGCGGCAUGGAAGCGGAUGGCGGGAAGCGGGAAUGGGCCCAGCGCAUCCAACUCGUAGAAGGGAAGAAGCCCGGCGAGCGCUCAGUGAGCUCGACAAAAGCCCGGGAAGCUGUUCAAGAGAAUGCCCAAGAUCUUGAUCUUCUGGUGCCUUCGCGUGUGAAGGAUUUCAUUUUAUCAGAACGGCCAUACGAGACGUAA
Aspergillus terreus NIH2624 is the source of this 855-nucleotide messenger RNA. Its product is annotated as nicotinate-nicotinamide nucleotide adenylyltransferase. Gene Ontology annotation, molecular function: nicotinamide-nucleotide adenylyltransferase activity; ATP hydrolysis activity. Lineage: Eukaryota; Fungi; Ascomycota; Eurotiomycetes; Eurotiales; Aspergillaceae. The record is from RefSeq and is a predicted model, not a curated record. Gene Ontology annotation, cellular component: nucleus; cytoplasm. The transcript has a single exon. Bases 1 to 855 code for a protein of 284 amino acids.